Leptosomus discolor (cuckoo roller) is the source of this 321-nucleotide messenger RNA. The record is from RefSeq and is a predicted model, not a curated record. NCBI's taxonomy places the organism in Eukaryota, Metazoa, Chordata, Aves, Leptosomiformes, Leptosomidae.
UUCUCCCAGCCCGGGAAGGACAGCUGCCUCCUGCCGGUGAUGGUGGCCCUCCGUGUCAUCUUCAUCCCUCUUUUCAUGCUGUGCAACGUGCAGCCCCGUCACUACCUGCCUGUCUUAUUCUCUCACGACGCCUGGUUCAUCAUCUUCAUGAUCUUCUUCUCCAUCUCCAACGGCUACCUGGCCAGCCUUUGCAUGUGCUUCGGGCCCAAGAAAGUGCUCGCCCAUGAAGCAGAGACGGCUGGGGCCGUCAUGGCCUUUUUCCUGUCGCUGGGCUUGGCCCUAGGAGCGGCUGUCUCCUUUCUGUUCCGAAUCCUCAUCUAG